Messenger RNA from Dicentrarchus labrax (European seabass), 4590 nucleotides. RefSeq names its product ST14 transmembrane serine protease matriptase (gene st14). Bases 193 to 2709 code for a protein of 838 amino acids. Gene Ontology annotation, biological process: acrosome reaction; proteolysis. Gene Ontology annotation, molecular function: protein binding; serine-type endopeptidase activity. Lineage: Eukaryota; Metazoa; Chordata; Actinopteri; Moronidae. The transcript is spliced from 19 exons. The record is from RefSeq and is a predicted model, not a curated record.
UUGUCUCAGGUGUGUCAGCAUUCUCUGUGCUCGCGACGACACAGGAAGAGCCACUGACGUUUAACGACCGUAAAUAUAGUCUUUUUUUAACAUUUACUAAUUUACGGAUUCCUAACUUUGCAACACUUGGGAAAAGGACCAACUUAUCGAAGCACAAACGGGGAGUUGUGUUGGAUCUUUUUUUUUUGGAGGAUGUAUUCCGCCAGAUAUGAAUACGACGGCCAUAAUGGCCGUCAUGAGCGGAUCGACUUCCUCAGCAGCAAAGAGAAGGCACCAUCAAAGCGGAAGAUGGGCAUCGUGAUAGGGGCUCUUGUGGCGUUUCUCAUCGUUGCUGCUGUUGCAGCGUUCCUCAUUUGGCUGUUUGUCUUUAAAGAUGCUGAUUCAGGAGCCACACUUAGUAAGCAGCUCAAGCCAUCAACACAGGUCUUCAGCGGGCAUAUGAAGUUGGCUGAUGCAUCUUAUAACCAGGAGCUGGAGGAUACCACAAGCAAUGAAUUUAAGGUUUUGUCAGACAACCUGGAGGCAAUUCUUGCGGAAAGCUACAAGAAAGAUCCAUUCCUUGCAAAAUACUACACUACUUCUGUGGUCACUGCAUUCAGUGAGGGUGUGAUAGCCUACUACUGGUCCCAGUUUGAUAUUCCAGUCGAAGACCUGGAGAUUGAGCCGGAGUUCUCAGAGGAGCGGGUGCUGGAGACACUGGAGAAUGGCAUUAAGCAGCAGCGCAUCAUUAAGACAAAUAUCAAGAUCAGGGAAAUCACUUCCUCAUUCACAGAUCCUCGCAUGGCCAGGAACCCCAAAUCCAAUGAAUGUUUCUUCCGUCUGGAGGCUGACGAAAAGGAGCAAAAAUUUGAGUCACCAGGAUACCCCACAGCCUACCCCCCCAGGUCUCGGUGUCAGUGGCAAAUUAGAGCUUCAGUGGAAAAUGUCAUAUCUGUCGCUUUCCCCUUUUUCCAAAUCGAGGAUGACUGCUCGGAUGACUUUGUCUUCAUCUAUGACUCUUUGAGUGCAGAUGAUUCUCAAGCCAUCACAAACAAAUGUGGUCAGAGGCCCCCCUCGAACCCUCUGCAGGUUGUGUCAUCUGGCAACAUCAUGCUGAUUAACUUGAUUACUGACAGUGACACCCAGAAGCCUGGCUUUGCAGCCGUGUAUAAGGCCAUCCCCAACUCUGAAGCUAAAAAGUGUGGCGGCGUCCUCUCUGAAAGCGCAGGAGUCUUCACCUCCCCACUUCACCCCAGCUUCUAUCCCCCUGCCGUGGACUGCGAGUGGACCAUCAAGGUCCCUAAAGGACAGAAGGUGCGGGUGAAGUUCACCAUGUUCCGCAUGAAAGAGCCCAUGGUGGACAUCCGCGUGUGUCACAAAGACUAUGUGGAGGUUAUGGACACCAAGUAUUGUGGAGAACUGUCUUCUUUGGCUCUGACCAGUGACACCAACGUCCUAAACGUGAACUUCCACUCUGAUGAGUCCUACACCGAUAAAGGCUUCAGUGCCGAGUACAUUGCCUAUGAUCCUAAAGACCCUUGCCCCAACGAGUUCCCUUGUGCCUCUGGCAUCUGCAUCGCGAAAGAACUGCAGUGCGAUGGCUGGAACGACUGUGGUGAUAUGAGCGACGAGAGGCAGUGCCACUGUGAGAAGGAUCAGUUUGCUUGUGGGAACGGCUUGUGCAAACCGAGACUUUGGGUGUGUGAUCGCGUCAAUGACUGCGGAGACGGGAGCGACGAGAAACAAUGCAGUUGUGAGCAGAAUGAGUGGCGCUGCGGUAACGGGGUUUGUCUGCCUCAGGAUGUCGUGUGUGACAACAAGAAGGACUGUGAAGAUGGAAGCGACGAGGCCUCUUGUAAAACCUCUCUGGGUAUCUGUUCCGACUUCAGCUUCAAGUGUAAUAACAAAGAAUGUAUCAACAAGGUGAAUGCCGAAUGUGACCGCGUCAACGACUGCUCCGAUAACUCAGACGAGGCCAUCUGUGAUUGUGGCACCAGGCCCUAUAAGCUGAACCGCAUCGUAGGAGGGCAGAACGCUGAGCUGGGGGAGUGGCCCUGGCAGGUCAGCCUUCACUUUCUGACCUAUGGACACGUUUGCGGCGCCUCAAUCAUAUCUGAGAGGUGGCUCCUUUCGGCCUCCCACUGUUUUGUCACCAGCAGCCCACAGAAUUAUAUCGCAUCCAACUGGCAAACCUACAGUGGCAUGCAGGACCAGUACAAGCAGGAUAACGUGCGCCGCCCAGUGAAGAGGAUCAUCUCCCACCCGGAUUACAACCAGAUGACCUUUGACUAUGACAUUGCGCUGCUGGAGCUCAGUGAGCCGCUGGAGUUCACCAACACCAUCCAACCCAUCUGCCUACCCUCUUCCUCCCACGUCUUCCCUGCAGGCAUGUCCUGCUGGGUCACAGGCUGGGGCGCGCUCCGAGAAGGAGGUCAAAAAUCACAAAUAUUGCAGAAGGCAUCGGUGAAAAUCAUCAAUGACUCUGUGUGUAACAUGGUCACAGAAGGCCAACUCACCUCCAGGAUGCUCUGCAGUGGAUUCUUGGCUGGAGGAAUUGACGCAUGCCAGGGAGACUCCGGAGGCCCCCUGGUGUGUUUCGAGGAAAGUGGGAAGUGGUUCCAGGCCGGCAUUGUGAGCUGGGGUGAGGGCUGUGCUCGUCGGAACAAGCCCGGUGUCUACACACGCGUCACCAAGCUAAGAGACUGGAUCAAGGAUGAGACAGGGAUUUGAUGAGGUUGUGAGGAACAGGGAGGGAUACAGAGCGGGGAACAACGUCAACGUGCUAAAAAUAAUGGAGAUGGAACAUUUGAGUCCAAAUCAGGACAAGUCUCUUCAGGAUUUAUUCAUUUAGCAGCAGACUGAGGAUACUGUUGCAUGGACCUAGCUACUCACAUGAAUGACUUAAAGCACUUUAUUUGGCUGACAACCCCCUUUUCCCCCACUCUUCUCACACACACACACACACACACACACACACACACACACACACACACACACACACACACACACACACACACUGAUACCCAAACCACACCAAGUCUUAUUUUGAAUAGUUUUUAAAGGCGUAAAUCAGCACAGUGUCUUUACUUCCAUCAAUAUUGUCACGUUUCACUGGUGAAUAUACCCUGAGUACAAAUAAUGAAAUAUGGAUAUUAUGGUGAUUAUUUUCCCAAUAUCUCACCAAUGCAACUUUUUAAGAUUGAGGCACAAUAUGAACAUUUUAGACAGUUGUCCAAGUGUUUCUAAACAAAAUAUGCCUCUCCAAAAAGUAAUUGUGUUUUUAAGCCUUAGUAUUGUCUAUUUCCUAACAGGGGAGAUGUCUUCAUCCACUUGGGCUGCAUUGAAUAUUGCGCUUUGCCAGUGGGCUCACGCUGUAGCUAACUAUAAAUCUGGGGUUAUAUUUAUCAAAUAUCUUAAAAGACCAUAACAAUAUUUUUUGCAUAUUUGCUACAAAACACCCAUACAUUACUGCAGAUGAUUUUCCAGAGCAAUUUCAAUUGAUUAAAGCAUUUUUAUCUACCUAUCUGCAGCAAUUAGCCUCAGUUUUUAUCAGUAAAGUGUAAACAUAAACCUGUAGAGACAUUUGCAUUACAAUCUGACGGUAACGGAAGACAAAAGAACAAAAACAAGAGAGUGAUUAGAAAAAAAGACUGCCCAAAUCUAUGCAGGGGCAUUUUCAUAUCAUAUUAAAAUGAAUGAAAACCAGAAGCUGCCUGGAAGGUAGAAAAUGCAUUAAUCAAUCUAAAAGCCCAUGGUUUGCUUUGGAAAAUGGCCAGCAGAAAUGUUAAGUAUACCAGAUUUGUAGUCAGUGGGCUAAAACAGGCAAAAAGACUAUCAUGGUCCCUGAAGAAUGUUGAUGUGAAACUGGAGUGAAGUUGUUAUGAUUUGUUUUUGAUCUGGCGGGGGGUCCUACAUAAGUAUUUUUAUUCCAUAUUUACAGAUGCUUACUGGCCUUGCCUGGCCUGAGAAUGAUAUGCCAAACUGUGAUAUUAUGAGCAGAGGAUGAGGAUUAGAUCCAGUUGGCUUUUGCACAGGUCUCCAGUUAAGCUCAGGGUGAUUGGGGUCUUCAGUCACACACACCUUAGAGUCAAAGCAAACCACUGGGGUUUUCACUAGUUGCCAGAGCAAUGCAAUGAGUUCUAAUCCCUAUGAGACUUUUCUUUCUAUUUGGUCACAACCAACUCAAUCAACUUCAAUCUUAAGAUUUAACCAAAUGGUUUCUUUUACUCUAUUUUACUCUAUUUCCCUUGUAUCUCUGAGUUUUGAAAUAUUGUAUCCUGAAUAAGCACACCAAAGAUUUGCAUAAGUAUUAUUUAUUGAAGGGGGGAAAUUUUAAGAAGAAUAAUUUGUUCAGGAUAUUGUUCAGAGGACAUUUUUUAUUAAUUUUAUAGAGGUUUACAGUUAAACUAUGCAAGUAUAAAUGUGUAUUUCUCAGACAGUAGGGAGAAGCAACAAGUUUUAGAUAGACGUUAUCUUUAUUGUACUCUGAUUUGGACUGACUGACUGAUUUGGAUUAUGGACAUACUUUAUAACCUUUCUUUUUUUGUGUGUGUUUGUAUAUGUUUUUAUAUGAGUCAUGAUAAUAAACAUCUUUUAUCUGAUUCCUCAGUA